Messenger RNA from Entamoeba nuttalli P19, 264 nucleotides. RefSeq names its product chaperonin GroS protein. Gene Ontology annotation, molecular function: metal ion binding; protein-folding chaperone binding; ATP binding. The record is from RefSeq and is a predicted model, not a curated record. Lineage: Eukaryota; Evosea; Mastigamoebida; Endamoebidae. The transcript has a single exon. Bases 1 to 264 code for a protein of 87 amino acids. Gene Ontology annotation, cellular component: plastid; mitochondrial matrix.
AUGGCAAAAAUUAAACCAACUGGAGACAUGGUUUUAGUCCAACAUUAUACCACCCAAACUGUCAAUGGAAUUAUUCUAGCUGAACAAAAGAAUGAUAAGUUUCAACAAGGAAUGGUUGUAAGUAUUAAUACAGAUAAUAACCCAAUGAAAUUAAAAAUUGGGAAUCAUGUCAUAUUUGGUGGGUCUCCAGCAGCAACAUUUAUAGCUGAUAAAAAGAGUUACUCUUUAUUAAAACAACAUGACAUUUUUGCAAAAAUCGAAUAA